This is a messenger RNA of Botrytis byssoidea, 2208 nucleotides long. RefSeq lists its product as uncharacterized. The record is from RefSeq and is a predicted model, not a curated record. NCBI's taxonomy places the organism in Eukaryota, Fungi, Ascomycota, Leotiomycetes, Helotiales, Sclerotiniaceae. The coding region runs from base 1 to 2208 and encodes 735 amino acids. The transcript has 2 exons.
AUGGAGGAUAUCCACAAUAUCAUUGAUUCGGGUGUCUCUAAAGGACUUGAGUAUUGUGGGAUGAGAAAAGAAGGAUUGGAGAAGGGAGAGUUGAUAGAAUCACCGCCGCAGAUACAACUUUUCAAAGCAUUCAAUCUCGCUACAUCUGAAGCAAAGGAUAAAGCAGAUCGUCUUGCCAGGAUAAGGGAGGAGACCAUGAACAGGGAGAAAACACGGAAGCAUUUUAUGGAGAGUGUGGAAGGAGUGGCAUGUACACGAAAGGCUCAAACGAAAGUACCUCUUGUAUCGUCCACAUUCUCGCCGCUGCCCCAGGACUCAACGCAUAAUACUCCUCGGCAGGGCUCUAUGGAUUCUGAGAUGAGUGAUAGGACAGAAGAAGACAGAGAGCAGCCUAUCCAUAAUGGUAUGUAUGGGGAUGCGUACGUGGACAUAUAUAGCGAUGUUUACUGGGACACAAAUGUGGAUAUACAUGAAGAGAAUCUCGUUUCAGAAAAGCUCUCGCGUAAAAGACGAAAGAAAUCAACCCGAAGUAAACAAAGGAAGAAGGCUGCAGAACUUCAAGCUUCGCUGCAAAUUCAUGGAUUACUUCCUGUUCCCCCGCAAGCUUUACAGGAGCAAUCCGAUCAAACAGUUUCGCGGCGUGAUGCCGCAGCUCUUCGUCCCAAAUCAAAUAAUAACCAGCAGGAAUUAAGAGAGCAGGAAGGCAGUAGAGGGUUGACUAUGGAGCGAACUAAUCCUGGAGUGUUUACUCUGCAGCAAGCGCGCCUGGAAAAAAUAGCUAACCUACGUGAGAGAACAAUGGCACGCAAAAUUUUGCUGCAAGCACAGGGUCUUUUCCCAGUGUCCCCUUCUCGGCAAAAUGUGAAAGGGAACUCAAUUCGAACUCUCCCAGAUGGUAACCUCGAGGCUAAUAUCUCUAAGCCUCAUGACAUGCAGGAAAAGGAAAAUAGACAGGAAACUUUCGGAAUUAUGGAAAUCGAGAAUAUUGGUUCUGGAGCCAGCCCGCAGAAGAAGGAUUCAAGUCAGCAUGUCACCAAUAGCCCGAAAACAUAUCAAGUCAGGCUGAGAGAGCAGAGGGAUAAGAUGAGAGCACAGACACAACAAAGCACAUUGGAUCGACAGAAAUCAUAUGGAAUGGCAGCCUCCCCUGCUCAGCCUACGCAAAACUAUCCCACGAUUAUUCGUAAAAGUUACGAAAACGAUGUUGAAACUCCGCUCCAGCAGGAGCAAGAAUUGAGCACUUCAAUACUAGGUGAAAUUAGAGUGUUAUUACAGAGGGAGAAGGAACGAAGACAAAGACUAUCAGCACUAGAUGACGUUGAUUUGGUGGAAAAAAGGACAGAAGAACAGGAGCAAGAGAUUUUGGUACUGGAACGGAUUAGAUUAUCGAUAGAGGAUACUGAGUCGAGGGGUGUACCUGCCAAGAUUUACGAUGUCUCGGAGAAGAUCAGUUUGGAGAUGGCGAAAGAACGAGCUGCACUUCCAGAUCAAGAUUCAUCAUUACACGCACAAUCUACUCAUCAGAAGCCGUGGCAGGAAAAUUCUUCUGUAAUUAGUACUGGAAGUCGAGAAGGGUCACAACUUGAGCGUGAGCAAGGAGAUCGCGCUACGGGAGGGACAGGAGACGGGGAACUCCUUCCAGCGCUGAAAGAUGCUGGAUUUCUACAAGAGAACUUGGACAUGAAAAUCGAUACUGUUGUUGAAUAUAGAAACAAAGAGGACGUUGCAAAAACUUUUUCAAUACAUCAAAACAUUGGAGAUGUAUCAGACGAUGCGAGGCGGCACGGCACAAAGAUUGGAGAAGUAAUUCAAGAGACUCCACUAAGAUCUGGCGCGAUGGUUGAGCAUCCAUCAAAAGAUAUCUGGCCUAGAUCCAUUCCCGAAAUGCUUUCACAGCUUUUUUACCUGUCAGAAGAAGUGGAAGAAAUCAUAAAAAUGGAGAAUGGAUGGCUUGGGUGGCUAGGAAUUGAUACUGAUAUUGACGAAGACAUUAAACAUUUCAUCAAUGUAACGAAACCCUCACUCAAUACCACUAUCAAGUACCCAUCAGAACCAGAAGAUACCAGAGCCACUCCCGAUAUCUUAUCAGAAUUAUUCGAUAUAUCAGAAGAUAUCGAAGAUAUGAUAGACACGGAGAAUAAGUGGUUUGGCUGGCUGGGAAUGGAUAUCGAUGUUCAAGAUUUCGCAGAUGUAUCCGCUGGGUGUUAA